This is a messenger RNA of Brienomyrus brachyistius, 4770 nucleotides long. RefSeq names its product ATG9 autophagy related 9 homolog A (S. cerevisiae) (gene atg9a). Bases 213 to 2747 code for a protein of 844 amino acids. Gene Ontology annotation, cellular component: autophagosome; phagophore assembly site. Gene Ontology annotation, biological process: protein localization to phagophore assembly site; autophagy of mitochondrion. The transcript has 15 exons. The record is from RefSeq and is a predicted model, not a curated record. Lineage: Eukaryota; Metazoa; Chordata; Actinopteri; Osteoglossiformes; Mormyridae.
UUGCACCGAUGACUGACAGUCUGGUGAAUGUACAGAAAUGAAAGCAAAACGAGACUUCAAGAUGGGUGACAAAAGCAAAACAAGCUAGUUAACUUGCCAUAUCUCAAUUAUCUCCAUUUGCAGUGAUCGCCAAGCUCAUCCUUCACUCCCGUCUGAUUUGUGCAGUCAGCCGCCGGGAUUGUGUGACGGAGGAUGCUGGAGGGUGCUACGGCAUGGCUCACUUUGACACAGAAUACCAACGUCUGGAGGCCUCCUACAAUGACUCCCCGCCCGGAGAGGAGAACCUGCUGGUACAUGUGCCAGAAGGAUCUAAAUCCCAGUGGCAUCAUAUAGAGAAUCUGGACCUUUUCUUCCAGCGAAUAUAUAAUUUGCAUCAGAAAAAUGGCUUCACAUGUAUGCUGCUGGGGGAAAUAUUUGAGCUUGUGCAAUUGGUGUUUGUCGUUGCUUUCACUGUGUUUUUGGCAAAUUGCGUGGACUACGAUAUCUUGUUUGCGAACAAACUGGUGAACCACACUGACUCGGCGAAGGUGACACUCCCAGAUGCUUUUCUGCCUGUGGAUGUCUGCAGUGCCAGGAUUCGUGACAACGUGUUUGUCAUCUUCAUCCUCGUCAUCUCUGGAGUCUUCUGGCUCCAUCGACUUGUCAAAUUCAUAUACAACAUCUGCUGCUAUUGGGAGAUCCGCUCCUUCUACAUCAACGCUCUGAAGAUGUCUAUGGCCGACCUCCCGUACUUUACAUGGCAGGAGGUGCAGGCGCGCAUCGUGGAGAUCCAGAAGGAGCACCAGAUCUGCAUCCACAAGAAGGAGCUAACGGAGUUGGACAUCUACCAUCGCAUACUGCGGUUCAAGAACUACAUGGUGGCCAUGAUCAACAAGUCCCUUCUGCCCGUUCGCUUCCACCUGCCCGUCCUGGGCGACGUCGUCUUCUACACACGUGGGCUCAAGUACAACUUUGAGCUGAUCUUUUUUUGGGGCCCCAGCUCGCUUUUCGAGAACGAGUGGAGCCUGAAGACGGAGUACAAGCGGGGCGGCAGCCGGCUGGAGCUGGCCGACAGGCUGAGCUCACGCAUCCUGUGGAUCGGCAUCGCCAACCUGCUGCUGUGCCCCGUAAUCCUCAUCUGGCAGAUCCUCUACGCCUUCUUCAGCUACACGGAGGUGAUCAAGCGAGAGCCGGGCAGCCUGGGAGCCCGCUGCUGGUCGCUCUACGGCCGCUUCUACUUGCGGCACUUCAACGAGCUGGAUCACGAGCUCAUGUCCCGCCUCAGCAAGGGCUACAAGGCCUCGUCCAAGUACAUGAACUGCUUCAUGUCGCCGCUGCUCACAGUGGUGGCCAAGAACGUCGCCUUCUUCGCUGGCUCCAUCCUGGCGGUGCUCAUCGCGCUCACCAUCUACGAUGAGGACGUUCUGGCUGUAGAGCACGUCCUCACCAGCAUCACCCUGCUGGGGGUCUGCAUCACUGUCUGCCGCUCCUUCAUCCCAGACAAACAUCUGGUCUUCUGCCCAGAGCAGCUGCUGAAAGUCAUCCUGGCGCACAUCCACUACAUGCCGGACCACUGGCAGGGGAACGCCCACCGCUAUGAGACCAGAGAUGAGUUUGCUCAGCUCUUCCAGUACAAGGCCGUCUUCAUCCUGGAGGAGCUUCUAAGUCCCGUGAUCACGCCCUUCAUCCUCAUCUUCUGCCUCCGCCGCAAGUCCCUGGAGAUCAUCGACUUCUUCCGCAACUUCACCGUGGAGGUGGUGGGGGUGGGCGACACCUGCUCGUUCGCCCAGAUGGACGUUCGUCAACAUGGACACCCUGCGUGGAUGUCGGCGGGGAGAACGGAGGCCUCCAUCUACCAGCAGGCGGAGGACGGCAAGACCGAGCUGUCGCUCAUGCACUUCGCCAUCACCAACCCUCGCUGGCAGCCGCCCCGCGAAAGCACCACCUUCAUCAGCCAGCUGAAGGAGAAGGUGCAGCGGGAGGCUGCCUCUGGCCAGCAGGGCGUCCUCGCUGAGAACCACAUCCUCACCUCCAUGCAGUCUGAGUCGGAGCCCCACAGCCUGAUCGCCAACCUCCUCGCUGCCCCCCCCCCUCUGGGCUCUCUCCAUUUGGGCCGGGAGGCUUCGCUGACCAGCCACACGGUGGACGUGGGUCUCAUGGAAGGGACCUCCGCUCUGCGCUCUUUCUCUCCUCUCAGUGGCAGCCAGCACCUGCGGGGCAGCUUCGCCUCCACCCGCCUGCCUCGUGACGGCGCCGCCCUGUUGGGGUGCAGAGCCAUGACGGGGUCGGGAGCUGAUGCCCGCACAGCCAGCUCUGGUAGCAGUGCCUGGGAGGGCCAGCUGAACAGCAUGGUCCUAUCAGAAUAUGCAUCCACUGAAAUGAGCAUCCACGCCCUCUACAUCCAUGAGCUCCACAAGCAGCAGUCACGGGGGCAGCUGUCCCGUCACACGUGGCACAGGCAUGACAGCGACGAGAGCAGCGAGGGUGCUCCCGACGACACCGAGGGACCGCGCAACUUUCCCCGGUCCAACACCUUCCCCAGUGCUACCACACCCCACCAAGAGGGGGCGCUGCUGCACAACGCCGGUCAGCGCCGCUAUGGUGGAACUGCUGAGUCUGUGAGCGGGGGCCUCCGGUUGGGGCCGAGGGUUCCCCGGACGCCCAUGGGCGGCUGGGCCGAGGAAGCCCAAGCAGGCCGGCACCACGACCCGGUACCAGAGGAGGGAUCUGAGGAUGAGCUGCCACCACACACCCAGAAGGUGACAUAACCCAUAUACGUCACUGGUUGUUGCUCCUGGGUUCUACAGCCGUCCCCGGAACUGACACGUGGAGCCUCACCUGAGGCAAACACUUGCACUGAACCCAGGAAGUCGCAGUGUUUCUUGUGCGACAUUCUCUAGCCUCAUGAGACAGACUUUUACAUCAUAAUAAAACAUCCUGUGGAGAAGCAGAAGGCCAGUACCACACCUACCUGGAUUAAUGCCUGGCCGUUUUAGCCAAGAGGAAGAGGAAACUCACCAUUGGCAGGGAAUCAGAGGAGAGUGUGAUGAGAUCUGUUAACCUGCAACCUGGAAACUUCUCCCACAUGAAUGACUGUGAAAUUUUUUUAACGCUGCCCUCUUUUGUGAAGGAGCUUUGACCGGAUGUCCUGAAAACAUUACAAAAAAAACAUUUAUAACGUUAUAAAUAUUUAAAGAAGCAGCACAGUAGACUGCAGGUUCUGGUGAAUGUAGGAUUUAAAUACUGCUCAGUAAUGUUGGAUGGAACCCUAACCUUUAACAUGACAGAUAGUCAGAUGCAGGGGAGGUUUAUGUGUGUGUGUGUGUGUGUGUGUGUGUGUGUGUGUGUGUGUGUGCGCGUGUGUCUGUGUGUGUGUGUUUCACCAGCUAGCAGUCUGUCACACUGACGAACCUCCUUACUACUAGUUAUUCUCACUGACUGGUGUGUUUGUUUCGCUUUGUUGCACUUUGAUGAAAUAUCUCUGGAAAGAUUCUUAUUUUCAAAAAAGGACAGAAGGGAACGUCAAGAAUAACAUGAAGACAAACUUUGCCAAUGGCGAAUAAUUGUAAAAAUAUAUAAUGUUCAUAAAAAGAACCUUGUGAAUACAGCAUGUACUGUUCAUAUUAGUUUGCUGACCUUGAUUUUGACCGAUUUCGCUGCUGUAUGUGGGCUUGUGUCAUCAUUUCUCCACAUUUUAAAGAUAGUGCUGAUGUAAGAACCACUACAGUUAUUUAUUCAACUUAAAGUUGUUUUAUAUUGAUAGCUUUGCUUGCAUAACAAGUUAAAAUACUAAGACUGUCAGGCAGGUCGUGGUGUUUUAUGGAGACACAAUAUUGCUGGCAAAAUGCACAUUCACUCAUUUUUCUCUCAAUUUCUUUCUGGUUUUUCAUUGCAAGAAGCAACAUUUAUAGAGAGUGUGCAAGUAUUUAUGCAAGUAACAAACGCAAAAAUACAAAAUGCUGGCUGUGAUCUCAAAUCGCUAAACUGAAGCGUAUGAAUCCACCCUAACACAUUUUCACAUAUGAAAGCAAAAGCUGGCAAACACAGAUUAGCCCAUAAUUGUCACAAUCAAACCUUAUGAUCGUAAUGCAUCAUGGUAAAAAAGUUUGUACGGUCAUCCCUAAAAACAGACUUUAUAUUUUCUGUUUGCCACAUUUCGAUAAAAAUGUACUUUAUGUAAUUUAGAUAGAUAACAAAAAGCUGUCUGUUGCAAAUUAAGCCCAGGCUACUUGUCAUGAUAUCCGUGGCAUUUAAUUAUGACGUUUAAAAUACCGUUUUGUGGUAUAGUUAUUGUGUGGGGAGAACCGAGUGAAUAAAACGACAAGCGUAAGCACACAAAGUACUAAAUAUCCUGCAAAGUUACAAGGAAUUAUGGGGAAAUGGGAGCAAUGAAAUAAUUUGAUGAGUUGUGUAUAUGGGAGCUGUUCGAAAAACACUGUAGUCUUGUAGGCUUACGACUUUCUGGGCUAAUCUUAGGUUUGUGUUUUUCAUACUUUUCAUAAACUGCUUAAAACGAGCGUUCAAAGGCCUUUCUGUGGAUAAUCGUGCUCUUUAAGGCUCCUAAACCCAUUUAUGUUCCGGAUGAAUCCCCCACAUCAUGGCAUGGCUGCCACCUUGGGAGUUACUGACUCCUAUCAGCCUGAUUCAAACACGCUUUUAAAAGGUCAAAUGUGACUUCCAAUAGAACUGCACAUAUAUGCAUUUGUUGUUUUUUUUUAUACAUUUGAAUUAUUUAUAUUAUAUGUUUUGUACAGCUGUAAAUCCAUUAAUAAAUUGUACAUUUACUAAGCA